AUGCCAUCGUCGUCAAAAGGGCCACAAGGACAAGUCCUGUCGGAUGGGAACGAUGUCACGCUCACCUCCACCGACGGUCAGCCUCCGGAAUACAGCUCCGAGACAAUGCAUGGUCACAUCCUUCAAAUUUAUGAAGAAGUCAGCAAUCGGAUCGAUUUAUCGAGCCUGAAAACGUUCAAUACGGUCCUCUGCGUCGAUGACAACGCUCGAACCACCCCCAAGCAACAAAAUGCCACCAAGAUGAUGACCUGGCUUAUCAUGUGCCUGCUCCAAGCGAUCGGUGCACCGGUCCAGCUGAUGUUCAUGGAUUACCACAAGCCCGAAAUGAGAUCCGCUUCUGCCGCGGAGCAGGAGGCCGCGACCAUAUUGAACAACCUCUUUGUGCAGGAAGAAGCGGGCGAUGUCAUGGCCGAGAUUCGGAAGAAAGAUAAUUUCAGCAGGUGGCUCAAUAACAAAGCCCUGUAUGAUCUUCUGGGAUUGAUCAUGGACAGGGAGCCCAUGGGAAACCGCCACCAGAAGAUGUUGACAGAAAUACGGAAAUUGCGGUCUGAAUUGUCAGAACCGUGGAAAGUGAAGGAUUGGUCCUUCGAUAGGGUCGUGGAGACAUACAACGCCGCCACCGACUUCGUUGGGAGACAGCCGAUGAUUGUCAGCGGCCUCAGCUAUGCUCUUGUCGGAUUGGUCGACCAGCAAAUUCAGAAGCACAGGGCACGAGUAAGCGAUUCCACCGAGACGAUCAGCAAGCAGAAAUUCAUCGUGGUCACCACCAGCGCGAUCAGCGAGACCGGAUACAACAACGUCAAGAAGGGAUUGGACAAAGUGAAAGGGGGUGACACCGAGUUCAGUAUCACGACCGUCUAUCUCCACGAGGAAAAGUUGGACGACACGGUCAAGUCAUUCCAGCAGAAGCUCGACGAUCAAAAUCAACAAGGGAGGGAUAUCUAUGACGCCGUCUUCUUCGCUACAUCGGACCUCUUGGGGUACGGUCCUACAUUGGAACUCAUGGCAAAGAUCCUGGCUGGUCACGAGGCCAAGUGGGAUAGGCUCAGGAUGAAAAAGCCGGAGUAUGGUAGCGGUAGGCGACCCUAUCAGGGUGGUGUGGUCCUGCCUUCUGUCGCCGACGUUAAAGAUCACUUGGGUAUCUAG
This is a messenger RNA of Fonsecaea monophora, 1146 nucleotides long. RefSeq lists its product as hypothetical. The transcript has a single exon. The record is from RefSeq and is a predicted model, not a curated record. Bases 1 to 1146 code for a protein of 381 amino acids. Lineage: Eukaryota; Fungi; Ascomycota; Eurotiomycetes; Chaetothyriales; Herpotrichiellaceae.